UGUGCUGUGACAGAUUUCCUAACCUGAAUAAUCGUUAACGACUAAUAUCUCGUUAUCUCAGUUCACGGGACAGAGUGACGCUUUUCUCGAUCAAAUCCGUUCGUUUCGGACAUAAACGCGUCGAAUGAGUCGUAAUUCCAUCGAUUUUUGAAGUGACGUGCUAAUCUGAACAAUUAAUGAACAAUUACCGAUAUCAAUAGACAAAGUUAAUUUGCGAGGAUGUAAUAAACUUAUAAAAGAGAGGACGCGUAAAAUUAAAGAUAUACGAUCAAAUACAUAAAAAUGUGACUUUGAUCAAUGCGUGAGCAAGUCGAUAAGCUUCUCAAUUUAGUUUUCUGUUUUUGUAGUCGAACAAAGUGUGUUCUUCAAGUUUUUCAAAAAUGGAUUUGCGUAAUGAUAUUAAGAAGGCAACGGCACUUCCUGUCUUAGACAGCAAUGCCAAGUUCUAUCUAUUGCAAGAACUAAGUCAGGCUGCGAAAGAUAAAAAAAUGAAUGAAAGGCCAGUGAAGAAACCACGAAAUCUACAUUUACUAGAAGGCUUUGGUUCAUCAGAGAGUGAUAACAUGGAUGUAAAUAUAUGUAGUAGAGUAAAACCUACUUUCGACAAACAUGGAAUUUCUGUUGCCGUUAAAGAGGUAAAUGGUGGACGUGAUCUUUCAAAUAAACAUUGGGAAGAAAGUUUCUUAAGAAAUCUUAAAGAGAUGCAAUGCGAGAAAGACAUAUCUCAAAAUUCUUCCAAAUAUGAUAAUAUAAAAGUAAAUCAACCUAGAGCUAAUAAUUUAAACGAUAAAUGUAUUAAACAGAAAGAUAAAUUAUAUAGAAAUGCUGCAAUCAUGGGUCUUUUGAAAACCAAUAAGAUUUCACUACAGGAUUUAAUUAUGAAUGAAAACCCAAUAAGGAAAAAAGACGAACUAGAAACGAUGCAUGAAAACGCAUUCAAUGGAUGUACGGACAGUGAUAAAUGCCAUGUGGAAUCAGUUCCUCUUCAUGAAGAUCCUGAUAUCUGUGUUCACCCUUUACAAAUGGGAAUAGAUGAAAAACAAUAUAAAAAUAUAGAUUUUUCUAUACCACGAAUUGGUAAGAAGAUAAAAGUGACACCACAAGAGCAUUUUCUUGGAGCGACUGAUGACGCUUCCUUUAAUUUUGUAAAGAAGAAAGACAACAGUAUAUAAUCUAUUAUUAUUU
Molecule: messenger RNA, 1185 nt
Organism: Trachymyrmex cornetzi
Lineage: Eukaryota; Metazoa; Arthropoda; Insecta; Hymenoptera; Formicidae
Exons: 5
Coding region: 381-1172 (263 amino acids)
Source: RefSeq, a predicted model, not a curated record